AACGUGGCUCAAACAGGGCUUAUAGUGCGGAGAGGGCUGUGAGACGUGGUAGUGGAUCAAUCUUCUCUACUGCUGUAUAACACAUAUCAUAUAUUGUUACUUCAUGCAAAUGGGUAGGAGAUUUCAUUUUUCAGCAUGUAUUUUUAUGAAGCUGCAGUGACGUGUCCCUUUCAAUUUUUUUUUUGGAUAGACCACCCAUGGAUACAAAAUGCGAAAAAGGCUCCAAAUGUUCCUUUAGGAGAUAUUGUGAGGGCAAGACUCAGGCAGUUUUCUGUUAUGAAUAGAUUCAAGAAAAAAGCUUUGAGGGUAAUUGCAGAACACUUAUCAGUUGAAGAGGCAGAAGUAAUCAGAGAUAUGUUUAUGUUGAUGGAUACUAACAAUGACGGAAAAGUAACAUACGAGGAACUGAAAGCUGGUCUUCGUAAAGUUGGUUCCCAGCUGGCAGAACCAGAAAUCAAGCUGCUGAUGGAUGUGGCUGAUGUUGAUGGAAAUGGAGUCUUGGACUAUGGGGAGUUUGUUGCAGUAACAAUCCACUUGCAGAGAAUGGAGAAUGACGAGCACUUUCGUAGAGCAUUUAUGUUCUUUGAUAUAGAUGGAAGUGGGUAUAUCGAGAUUGAUGAACUUCGAGAAGCUUUAGCCGAUGAAUCUGGUGAAACUGAUGGAGAUGUACUCAAUGACAUUAUGCGAGAAGUUGAUACAAAUAAGGAUGGACGAAUCGAUUACGAGGAGUUCGUUGCAAUGAUGAAAACUGGGACGGAUUGGAGAAAGGCAUCCCGUCAGUACUCAAGAGAGAGGUUCAAGAGCUUGAGCCUUAAUCUCAUGAAAGAUGGCUCUCUGCAGCUUCAAGAUGGUCUUACCGGUCAAACUGUUGUCGUUUGAAGUUUCACAAUCACAUUUAGGUUUGAGUUCAUUGAUUCUUUCUCUUCUCCUGAUAGCCAGACAAAUAGACUUCAACUCACUGGCUUUGACACCUGAUACUUCUGGUAUGUGAAGCUUCACAAAGAAGGAGCUUCAAGACUCGGGUUUUGAUUGAUUAUGCAACAUUUGGUUUUUAUUGUCGAAAUUGUUGGCUUUUGGCAUAACGAGUAAUGGGUUUCGGGGAUGAUGCUUUUACGAGUUUUUGUUAAUAGAUGUGUAGGCGUAUGAUAUAGGUUCCAUGUUCGUGUUGCACCCUUCUGUAUAUGUGUUACUUUGUUCUGUACUUUGUGCCAUUUUAAACCAAGCACAUAUAACAGUUAAAUUUGUUAAUUUAAAAAUUGGAUAUGUGAAUUCUGAGAUC
Messenger RNA from Olea europaea var. sylvestris, 1279 nucleotides. Its product is annotated as calcium-dependent protein kinase 30-like. The transcript has 4 exons. Lineage: Eukaryota; Viridiplantae; Streptophyta; Magnoliopsida; Lamiales; Oleaceae. Gene Ontology annotation, molecular function: calcium ion binding; enzyme regulator activity. The record is from RefSeq and is a predicted model, not a curated record. The coding region runs from base 136 to 879 and encodes 247 amino acids.